AUGGCCGGCCGCCCGCGCCCGCAGACGGAGCUGCACUCGCCGUCCGCCUCCACGCGGCGGCGCGAGCGGUGGCUGGUCGUACUCGGCGUCGCGCUCCACGCCGUGUACAUGCUCAGCAUCUUCGACAUCUACUUCAAGUCCCCCAUCGUGCAUGGCAUGGAUCCCGUGCCGCCCCGCCUCUCGGCGGCCCCCGCCAAGCGCCUCGUCCUCCUCGUCGCGGACGGGCUCAGGGCGGACAAGUUCUUCGAGCCGGACGAGCGGGGGAGAUACAGAGCGCCGUUCCUGCGCGGCGUGAUCGAGGAUAAGGGAAGGUGGGGAGUCAGCCACGCGCGCCCGCCCACCGAGUCUAGGCCCGGCCAUGUCUCCCUCAUCGCUGGCUUCUAUGAGGACCCCAGUGCUGUCACCAAAGGAUGGAAGGCCAAUCCAGUUGAGUUUGAUUCUGUAUUCAAUCAGAGUCGGCACACUAUCUCAUUUGGAAGUCCAGAUAUUGUUCCUAUAUUCUGCAGCAACCUACCUCACAGUACCUGGGGCACUUAUCCCCAUGAAUAUGAAGACUUUGCAACAGAUGCAUCAUUUCUGGAUCAUUGGUCAUUUGACCAGUUUCAAGGUCUUAUCAACAGGUCUUUUGACGAUGUUAAAUUGAGGCAGUUACUCCUACAAGAUAAGUUGGUUAUAUUUCUGCACUUGCUGGGUUGUGAUACCAAUGGCCAUGCACACCGACCCUAUUCAAGCAUCUAUCUGAACAAUGUCAAGGUUGUUGAUCAAAUAGCUGAAAGUAUGUACAAUCUCAUGGAGAACUACUUCAAUGAUAAUCAAACAGCAUAUGUGUUUACUGCAGAUCAUGGAAUGAGUGACAAAGGAAGCCAUGGAGACGGACAUCCUUCAAAUACAGAUACUCCUCUUGUAGCAUGGGGUGCUGGAAUUAGAAGCCCAAAGUUCCUGGAUUAUACAGAGAAACCUGAUGAUGGCUUUCGGUUUGUAGAUGACCACAAACAUGAUACACCCACUCCAAAAGACUGGGCCCUUGAGGGCUUUGAAAGAGUAGAUGUCAACCAGGCUGACAUAGCUCCCCUAAUGGCUACACUUGUGGGUUUGCCAUGCCCGAUGAAUUCUGUGGGGAGCUUACCUACUCCUUAUUUGAAACUAAGCAAGGCUGAUGAAGUUGAAGCUGUUCUGGCCAAUACAAAGCAAAUUCUUAACCAGUUUCUCCGAAAGUCACAGCUGAAGGAAUCCAGUUCACUCUACUUCAAACAUUUUAAGCCACUGGCAAACUUUUCUUUAGUGCUCAGUCAGAUUGAGGAUCUUAUAUCUGGAAGGGACUAUGAAACUGCCAUGGAGCAAUCUGAGGAGCUCCGAAGGCUGGCUCUUGCUGGUCUUCAUUAUUUCCAAACAUAUGAUUGGUUCAUGUUAAUGACUACAAUUACCCUUGGAUAUAUUGGAUGGAUGGUGAACCUCAUUAUACAUGUGUUACAGUCUUAUACAUCAUUUCCUGCAAUUCUUCUCAAGAGGGCUCAAUUGUAUCCUAAGAAUACAUCCAUGAAAGUUUACAUUGGUGGAUGCCUCUUUAUGGGUUUGUCAUCCAUUAUACUACUUCUAGAGAAAUCACCACUUCUGUACCAUGCUUAUGUAUUUAUGACAAUAUUCCUUUGGACAAGAAUUGUACAAAACUUUGAAUUUUUGAAGGCUGUAUGGAGAGAACUAGCUAAUAUGCCCUUCAAGUACAUUUUUAAUCUCCUGACCAAUUCAGUUGUUGCACUGCUUGUAUUGGAGUUUCUGGUUAUGAGCUUCUUUGAUAGGAAAAUUUAUACGUGGUGCUUCUUGGUCCUUGGGAUACUCGGUUCAACUUAUGUAGCCUUGUUUAUUCAAGCUAGCCCUGCACUCGCAAUAUACAUAUGGCUUGCUUGCUGGUUCCUGUCUGUAUUCACUUUGAUGCCAGCUGAAAUUCCAGAAAACAACAACUUGGUAAUUUUUAGUGGAGGGCUCAUAAUACUUAUUGGAUUAGCUUCAAGAUGGAUUAAAUCAAAUAGUUCCAGCUUUUGGCUAUAUCUCACUCGAGCAAAUAAACGGGAUCCUCAAUCCUUUAAACUGUAUUUUGUUCAGGUAAUUUUAGUUGCAAUAUCUUCUAUAAUGGUGUGGCUAUCUACCUCACAUCGGUCCCAGAACAGAGAAUUGCACUCACUGCACCAGUUGAUCAAUUGGUCUGUAGCUGGUGUUGCUAUGGUGCUACCUCUUUUCUCACCACCUAGUGUUCUAUCCCGUCUUACAUCUAUAUUCUUGGGUUUUGCUCCUCCAUUUCUGCUGCUUUCUAUUGGCUAUGAAGCAGUUUUCUAUAGCGCUUUUGCAAUGGUACUCAUUGGAUGGAUAUUUGUGGAAUCUGCCAACCUGUAUUGCUCAGAAGAAAGUGGUUCUGCACGUUGCAGAAGCCUUGCGGAUGACUCAGUUUUUGGUUAUGAAGAAAGACACCUACGACUAUCUGAUUUAAGAAUCCCUCUGUUAUUUGUGAUCUUAUUUAAUGUUGCCUUCUUUGGUACUGGUAAUUUUGCAAGUAUUGCAAGCUUUGAGAUCUCGUCUGUGUACAGGUUCAUUACAGUAUUUAGUCCAUUUCUUAUGGCAGGACUUCUUAUCUUUAAGUUGUUCAUUCCGUUCAUGCUUGUCAUAUGUACGUUUAGUGCGAUUACCAAGGUUGUCCGCAUCCCACGGCUGGGCUGUUAUUUUCUUGUAAUACUGCUUUCAGAUGUAAUGACUAUUCAUUUCUUUUUCCUGGUACGGAAUACCGGUAGUUGGAUGGAGAUUGGCAACAGCAUUAGCCAUUUCGGAAUAGUGAGCGCCCAAGUGGUCUUCGUUUUGCUGCUUUUUGCCCUCACAAAUAUAUACACAAGAGAUAUUUUGGUCUCGUCUCGGCAACUAACCGCGCGGAAAGUUAUGUAG
Messenger RNA from Miscanthus lutarioriparius, 2928 nucleotides. NCBI's taxonomy places the organism in Eukaryota, Viridiplantae, Streptophyta, Magnoliopsida, Poales, Poaceae. The record is from the annotation of a GenBank genome assembly.